This is a messenger RNA of Acanthosepion pharaonis, 501 nucleotides long. Lineage: Eukaryota; Metazoa; Mollusca; Cephalopoda; Sepiida; Sepiidae. The record is from the annotation of a GenBank genome assembly.
AUGGGCUCUGGCACUACACAUACAGUUUAUAAAGGCAACAAGCGUCCAUGCCCUAAAGAAUGCGUGUUAAUCAUUGACAAACCAACUGGAACUGUAACUCUGGAAAAAUUGUCAAACACAAUUCAGGUUAAAAAAACCAGAGCUGAAGGCUCCAGUCGUCAUUCAAUUCGACCUGUUACACCUGUAGACACAGGUAAAAAGACAUCUCCUCCUAAAGGUGGCAAAUUGACACAGUUUAGCCCACCAUCAAUCAAGGAAUGUUCUCCAGCCUUGACUCCUCUUGAGCAAGACAACAGAGAUGGAUUAAAUGGUCUGUCAAAUGUAACCAGUCAACCAGUGAGUGGCCUGGAAACUGGCAACAUGAGUGACAGCAGCAGUGGUUCUUCUUCAUCAAGUGGCAGUGAUUUUUCAAGUGACAGUGAUACUGAUCAAUCAGAUUCUGAGGUUGAACCAAAUAAAAGUCCACCUCCUGAAAUACCAGUAAAAAUAUUUAUACUCUGA